GCAAAGAUAACGUUAUAUAUCUACAAUGAUGACAAAUAUUUUUAUCUACUCAUAGCGUUAUCAUCUUAUCUCCCUGUCAUUUGUAGGUGAUGCUAUUUGCGCACUAAGGUGAAACUUGCACAAGAAGCAAGAAUGGUUUGCGGUGAAGCUAUAAUCAAGCUAAUUGUUUUUAGUGUUAAUACUGUGUUUUCGUUAGCAGGCUUAGGAAUAUUGGCGACUGGAGUUCUGUACAAGUUAAACUUCAACAAUGUCACAGAUGCAAUACCUUCCGACUAUCAGGACAUUGGUUUUGCUCCUGUCCUCUCCAUUAUUAUUGGUUCCAUUAUUUUCGUUAUAGCGUUCAUGGGAUGUUUUGGAACUGUUCGAGAAAGUACAUGUCUACUGAACUGGUAUUCUAUAAUAUUACUGGUGAUCUUCCUGUGCCAAAUCGCCAUUGGAGUCUUUGCGUUUCUCGAAAUACGAAAUGAAGACAGCUUCAAAUCUGCUGUGAAAGGACAACUGUUACUAUCGUUCAACGGCUAUAACGAAAAUGAAGCAAAUAAGGAAAUCGUGGAUUUUGUACAAGAAAAGUUCAGAUGUUGUGGAGUUGAAGGUCCUGCCUAUUGGACUAACAAAUCUGCAGAGGUCCCUAAAAGCUGCUACAGCGAUAUGAUCAAAAUAACUGACCUGCACACAGACGGAUGUUUGAACAAGUUUGUGGAGUUCCUACAUGGAUCAGUUCGCACAAUUGGGAUUGUUGUUUUAACGUUAUCAGCAAUCGAGGUUGUUGGAGCCAUAUUUUCGCUGUGUUUGUCGAGUAGCAUAAGGAACAGGGAAAGGAGGUUUAGGUACUGAAGAUAAUACUGUAUUCUACGGAACUUAAAAAUCGCUGUAGUACGUACAGUAUGAAGCAUAAUUAUGUGUAAUAUGUAUACAUAUAGCUAGAUGUGAAACAAACAUAUUUUUAUUUCAAUCUAAGAUGUGUAAUAUAAGUUAACUUAAUUUUACCAAGAUUAAUGUUGGAUCUUUUCCUAAUUCUGAACAUAUUGUACCAGUGUAGGUUUGGCGAUACUCUAGUAGAUAUUUUUUCCCUUCCACGCCUGAUGACCGAGAAAAUGAUAUUGUAAUCGCGAAAAAUUUUUAAACAACACAAACACAAACUCUUUAUUGUGCGGACCUUCUUAAGUACGGAACUAAUAUAGUUGUGACGGU
This is a messenger RNA of Acanthoscelides obtectus, 1191 nucleotides long. The record is from the annotation of a GenBank genome assembly. NCBI's taxonomy places the organism in Eukaryota, Metazoa, Arthropoda, Insecta, Coleoptera, Chrysomelidae.